Chaetomium strumarium is the source of this 1106-nucleotide messenger RNA. RefSeq lists its product as uncharacterized. Lineage: Eukaryota; Fungi; Ascomycota; Sordariomycetes; Sordariales; Chaetomiaceae. The record is from RefSeq and is a predicted model, not a curated record. Gene Ontology annotation, molecular function: deNEDDylase activity; cysteine-type peptidase activity. The transcript is spliced from 4 exons. The coding region runs from base 176 to 889 and encodes 237 amino acids. Gene Ontology annotation, biological process: protein deneddylation; proteolysis.
AUCUGUAUGAGGGGAUCAAGAGAUCCAGGAAAUAGCACGGCUGCCGCGCAUAGAAGGGGCGAUCGGAGGCGGCAUACAUCAUAUGGCCAUAGGUUUUGGAAGACCUUUGCUACAACACACUUGUCGCGAUCUGCGCGUCGGUUGAAACUCUGGACUGACGAGUUGACAGCUUGGAAUGUCGGCAUCAAAGCCGUAUCUCUCAUAUUACGAUGUACGCUUGUGGACCGAGGACAUCAAGGCCCUCAAGAAUGACUGGCUUACAGAUGGGAGCAUUGCCUUCUGGGAAGAAUGGCUUGAGCGAGAGAUCUUGCCUAAGUACCCGCAAGCCCGGAUCGUUCUUCUCCGCCCAGUCAUUUCGCACCUCUUGUUGCAGACCACCGAUCUCAAGGGGGACGCCGCCGCAUUGCCCGACUUUCGGAAGGUGACACACAUCUUCCUGCCAAUUAGUGACAGCCGGGACCGGUGGAAUGCCGACAGUGGCUCCCACUGGUCUCUCCUCCUGGUGUCCGUCAUCGACCGGGUUGCCUUCCACUAUGACUCCCUGGGCGGCUCUAACUACGGGGCGGCCAAGAGGGGUGUGGAUCGGCUGAGCUGGGUGCUCGGGGUCCCUCUCAAGUUCCACCAGCUGGAUGACUGCCCCCAGCAGGAGAACAGCAAGGACUGCGGCGUCUUUGUGUGCAUCCUGAUGCGGCACCUGCUGAUUAAGCGCCUCCUCAAUGCCAAUUCGAGCGAGAAGGUGUCCAUGUCGAUGGCCGGAAAGAUGAUCGACACCCACGGCGGCAGGAAAGAGAUGCUCAAGAUCGUCGAGUCCCUGCGGAAGGAAGGGGAACGGCGACGAAGCGCUAGCCCAUUUGCGAGGUCAUCGGACGAACCCCCGCGCAUCGACUAGUCCCUUUUGCCACCUCGUCUUGUGGGUGACGAGCACUGCGUAUGCGAUCGGAACGGCGUUUGCGGGUUUGUUUCAGGAUGUCGGCAAGAGUUUCUGACUGAUAUGACGAGACGUACGAGUGUUCAGCGCUCAGCAUGACGUGCAUGAUUCUCGAGGAGUACGGGGCGUCGGGUAGGCGCUGGGUCUGGCUGUUUUGGUUAAGCUGACCGGAGUUUGG